UCAGCGAGGAACCGUACUAUACCAAAAUGCCCGUGUCCUGCAGCCAUCAUGAGUGCUGUGUUCCCGUCAUUGUCGUUGGCAUGUAUAUCAGCGUCAUAUUCCUCCGCGAGGCACCGUACGAUGUCCUCGUGGCCGUUUUUGGCAGCCCUCAUCAACGCUGUGCAUCCACGAUUGUCCUUUGCGUUCGACGCCGUGCAUCCACUGUCGUCCUUGACAUGCAAAACCGCGUCAUGUUCGGCGAGGAACCGCACGAUGUCAAUGCAGCCGCUUUCAGCAGCCUUUAUUACUGCUGUGCAUCCGUCCCUUGCUUCGGCAUUCACGUCAGCCCCAUGCUCAUCAACAAACAACCGCACGAUCACUGUGCGCCCGUACUUGUCGGUGGUAUUCACGUCAGCUCCGUGUCGAUCAGCCAGGAAGCGCACGAUGUCCUCGUGGCCGUUCCCGGCGGCUCUGGCCAGCGCUGUGUUUCCACAGUUGUCCUCAACGUUCACGUCAGCGCCACCUUCAUCACAGAGAAACUGGACGACGUCCAUGUGGCCGUUUUCAGCCGCCCUGAUCAGCGCCGUGCCUCCGUCAUCGUCCUUUGCGUUCGCGUCAGUGCCAUAUUCAUCAAGGAGGAACCGCAUGAUGCCCACGCAGCCAUUUCCGGCGGCACUGACCAGCGCCGCACAGUCACGGCCGUCCUUGGAAUGA
Molecule: messenger RNA, 693 nt
Organism: Phytophthora sojae
Lineage: Eukaryota; Oomycota; Peronosporomycetes; Peronosporales; Peronosporaceae
Exons: 3
Source: RefSeq, a predicted model, not a curated record